AUGGCUGUUAAAAAGUUAACUGAUAGUUUAUUUUACAAUAGAUUACCAAUAAUAAGAAGAGCAUUUGGAUCUGUUUUAAUAGAUUAGAUAGUCUGGAGAUGUUAUCUUCUUUGCCAUUAUUUAAUUAUAAUAAAUCUUAGAGAGUGGUUCAAUUUCUAAAGCAAUAAAAAUAAUUUUUUAAAAGUCAUGAUUAUCAAUUGGUAGAUUUGGUCAGCAGCUUAAAUAAUCAUGGUUAAUUUCACUACCUUAUUAAGUUUUCUAGGUUAAUUUUAUAAGAUAUUUUGGAAUAUAUAUUUGAGUUAUAUUUCACAUAAAUGA
Molecule: messenger RNA, 318 nt
Organism: Paramecium sonneborni
Lineage: Eukaryota; Ciliophora; Oligohymenophorea; Peniculida; Parameciidae
Source: the annotation of a GenBank genome assembly